Molecule: messenger RNA, 1412 nt
Organism: Dimorphilus gyrociliatus
Lineage: Eukaryota; Metazoa; Annelida; Polychaeta; Dinophilidae
Source: the annotation of a GenBank genome assembly
CAUUUCUUGUAUCGUACUUAACGUGUUAAUUUAUAAUAACUCAAAACAUGGAAAAGUGCGUUUAUCCAUUCGCCGAAACGGACGAAAGUAGUGAAUUAUACGAUAAAUUUGCUACUUGCGACAAUGAUUUUGAUAGGAUGAAAAUUGCUUAUCAAUUUAAUCCAAGUUUUGUAAAAGCAAAGAAGAACUUUAAAAACGACACCUACUCGGAACAACACCGCGAAAAAGGCAACAAGAAAUUCGCUGAAACUAAAUUUAACGAUGCUCUCCUCCAUUAUAAUGUAGCUAUUCGAUAUGCAGUUGUUGGUAAAAAUCUAAGCUUAGCCUACUCGAAUCGGUCGGCAGUUCUAUUUCAAAUAGAAGAAUAUGAAUGCUGUUUAAGAGAUAUCAACAUGGCUCUAGAAGUAGGAUAUCCGAAAGAACUAGAAUAUAAGCUAUAUUAUAGAGCUUGCAAGUCUUACAAGGCUUUAGGUCUAAAAGAUAAAGUAAAAGAAUGCGUGAAAAAGUUUAAAAAGUCCUUGGAUGGCAUUGAAAUGAAAGGUGAAAAAAUUGAGAAGUUAUUAAAGGAUUUAUUAGCUAUUACUACUCAUAAACAAGACAAUUAUUCGCACCUUUUUUCUCGCACACCCAAGAUACAAAUACCUAAUUCGAAGUUCCCUAGUCUAACCCAUGAUGUAGUAGUACAUUAUACGGAAGAGCAAGGUCGUUUCAUAAAAUCUACGAAAGAUCUCGCCAUUGGGCAACUCGUUGCUGUUGAAAAACCAUUUGAAAGAGUUUUAGAUUGCGAUUCUGAAUCCAUGAUAUCCACUCAGGAAGCUUUAAUUAUUAUGGAUUGUUUGGAGACAGCGGGUUACUUUCAUAAGGAAUUGGAUUUGGAUGAAAAGUCUUGGUGUGCAGGUUUAAUUUAUAGGCAGUCUCUCAUUUUUGAGACUAAUGCUGUUGGUACUUAUGAAGCUGUAUUUAAGGAGAAUGAUUCCGCUAUAUCAAUAAAGCAUUGUAAUACAGGUUCAGCAGUCUAUAAUACUCUUAGUUUAUUGAAUCAUUCAUGUUCUCCUAAUUGUUGUUUUGUGUACUAUAACGAUGAUGUUGUUGCUUUAAAAACCAUACGAAGAGUAAAGAUGAAUGACCCAUUGACUAUCGAUUAUGGAACUGCUUUUCAAGAUAUGGAAGCAGAAGAGCGUCAGAAAAAAUUAUGGUGUCAGUACUUCUUUAAUUGCGAUUGCGAAGCUUCUGCUUUUGGAGAGAUGAAACAAAGUUGGAAGUUUAGUAAGAAGAAUGAGCAUAUUAUUUUGGAUUGUAUGAAUAUUUUUGAGAAAUAUACUCUGUGGCCGAAUCAUGAUAUAAAUUUGGGACAAGAUCUUCUCAGAAAAGUCUGGUCAAUAGGAGGAAAACAUUGGAUUGCCAAAUUUUAA